ACUACAGCUUGCCCUUGCCUCUCAUCGCCUAGCACAAGAUCUAACUAAACCGACUAAUCCCACCCUUGUUAUACAAUCACAUAGGUUGCCCAGUUUAAUCAGGAGCCAUGGGUCAAACACCAUCACAGUUUAUGGAGGACAUGCAGAAGCGGUCUAACUGUGCGUUCUACGUUCCAUACGACUUCUGUUCUGUUCUGCGAUACUCAUUUGACCGUGCUGUACAGUCACAUCCGCUGAGCUUGAAAGAUUGAAGAAACGCUUUAUGAAGCUAGACAGCGAUGGCUCGGGCUCCAUAGAUCGCGAAGAAUUUCUACAAAUACCUCAAAUAGCUACCAACCCAUUAGCCUCAAGGAUGAUUGCCAUCUUUGAUGAAGAUGGAGGAGGGACUGUGGAUUUUCAGGAAUUUGUGGGUGGGUUGAGCGCAUUUAGCAGUCGAGGAGGGCGAGAAGAGAAGCUACGAUUCGCAUUCAAGGUUUAUGAUGUGGAUCGAGAUGGUUUCAUUUCCAAUGGAGAGCUGUUUCUGGUGUUGAAAAUGAUGGUCGGGAACAAUCUCAAGGAUCAACAACUGCAGCAGAUUGUUGACAAGACGAUCAUGGAGGGCGAUCUAGAUCGUGAUGGAAAACUUAGCUUCGAAGAGUUUGCCCAGAUGGUGUCAAACACGGAUAUUGUCAAGCAGAUGACGCUUGAAGACCUUUUCUGACAGCUUCGGCGCCAACGUUCCCUCAUACCCCGUUGUGUCUAUCACUCUCGUCUGUUGCAUCAUUAUCCAUCCAUCAUAUAGUGGCAACUUACAUGUAGUAUCGCCUUUGUUGUAGAGUAUAAGCUUCGGUCUCAGAUCACCAUAACACAAAUCACGGUACGUGAAAGCCGCUGGGAUCCGGAAAAGAGCGCUGUAUGUCACUCAUCAACAGAACUCGAAUGACCUAAAUAAAAUUACAAGCGUGACUACGAAACCUGUAAAUCAGGUCUUUACUAUUCAGCUUCAGAGUGUUGUCUGCACUCGGACAAACCAGGUCUAAUCAGG
This is a messenger RNA of Suillus subaureus, 1024 nucleotides long. Its product is annotated as calcium calmodulin-dependent protein phosphatase. Bases 263 to 700 code for a protein of 145 amino acids. Gene Ontology annotation, molecular function: calcium-dependent protein serine/threonine phosphatase regulator activity; calcium ion binding. The transcript is spliced from 8 exons. NCBI's taxonomy places the organism in Eukaryota, Fungi, Basidiomycota, Agaricomycetes, Boletales, Suillaceae. The record is from RefSeq and is a predicted model, not a curated record.